Caenorhabditis elegans is the source of this 567-nucleotide messenger RNA. It is a transcript of the gene F22E5.7, whose product is annotated as TransThyretin-Related family domain. Bases 14 to 445 code for a protein of 143 amino acids. The transcript is spliced from 4 exons. The record is from RefSeq and is marked reviewed. Lineage: Eukaryota; Metazoa; Nematoda; Chromadorea; Rhabditida; Rhabditidae.
AAAAAAAAUCGUUAUGCAGUCAAUUAGCAGCAAACUUCUGCUCCUACUUCUUCUAACUUUUUUAUUGACUUUCUCAAACUCCACAAAGUUCACAGCACUUGUGAAUUUGAGAUGUCGGAGCCAUGCGGUUUGGUAUAGCCAUGCCUCGAUGUGGGAGAAGGAUUCUCUGACCCCAGACGACCUUCUAGCAUACGAAGGAUCCACGCGGAACGAAAAGGAAACUCGAAUAUACAAUCUCACGAGCGAGGACAUUUGGGAUGAGUUCCAAAGUAAUGCCUUCGAAAUACGAGUCCACGUCUCGCAUAACUGCAGCAAAAAUGGGGUUCUACAAAUCCGGAAAUUGAAACGAAUUCCCAAGUUUUUGUUGCUAGAUGUGAAAGAAGAAAUUAUAUAUUUCGACAUAGAUGUCACCAACAAUGGGGAAAUUGUUCAUCAUUAUCGAUAAUUUUUGUUCUAAUCAAAUUUCCAAUUUAAUUCCAACUCCCCUACGAUUUGUAGCUCAAUGAGCAGACCUUGUGAUUCACACUUUUCGUUGUUUUAAUUGUUCAUAACUUUACUGCAAUUUAA